Molecule: messenger RNA, 1477 nt
Organism: Capsella rubella
Lineage: Eukaryota; Viridiplantae; Streptophyta; Magnoliopsida; Brassicales; Brassicaceae
Product: polygalacturonase ADPG2
Exons: 9
Coding region: 74-1366 (430 amino acids)
Biological process (GO): anther dehiscence; fruit dehiscence; pectin catabolic process
Molecular function (GO): polygalacturonase activity
Source: RefSeq, a predicted model, not a curated record
CACAAACAUCAAACAUUCUCAACCUACCCCCAAAAAAUACAACACACCCAUUUCCUUAUAUACCAACCUCAAUAUGGCCCGUUAUUCCAAACAGCUUGUUACCCUUUUCCUAUUAUGGGCUCUUUUGAUGCUCACAUGGUGCGAAGCUUCGAGAAUUAGCGUUAAGGGAUAUGACCAUUCUUAUAAAAAUAGCUUAAUCAAGCGAAGAGACGACAUUACGGGCUUGAAAAGCUUCGUAAGAGCUUCUUUACGAACUCCAACGACCGUUAGUGUUUCUGAAUUUGGAGCUAAAGGAGAUGGAGAAACCGAUGAUACACAGGCGUUCGUGAAUGCGUGGAAGAAAGCAUGCUCUUCAAAUGGAGCUGUUAAUCUACUAGUUCCUAAAGGGAGCACUUAUCUCCUUAAGUCUAUUCAGUUUACGGGUCCAUGCAAAUCUAUUCUUACCGUUCAGAUAUUUGGAACGUUAUCAGCAUCUCAAAAACGAUCGGAUUACAAAGAUAUCAGCAAAUGGAUAACGUUUGACAACGUUAACGAUCUAUCUGUUGAGGGCGACGCCACCGGGACUGUUGACGGAAAUGGCGAAACGUGGUGGGAGAACUCAUGCAAACGGAACAAAGCUAAGCCAUGCACAAAAGCCCCCACGGCUCUUACUUUCUACAACUCGAAGAACUUGAGAGUGAAUAAUCUGAGGGUGAGAAAUGCGCAGCAGAUUCAGAUAUCGAUUGAGAAAUGCUCCAACGUUCAGGUCUCUAAUGUGGUGGUAACUGCACCAGCGGAUAGUCCUAACACUGAUGGUAUUCAUAUCACAAACACCCAAAACAUUAGAGUCUCCAAAUCCAUCAUUGGAACAGGCGAUGAUUGUAUAUCUAUUGAAAGUGGAUCACAAAAUGUUCAAAUCAAUGAUAUAACUUGCGGUCCUGGUCACGGCAUCAGCAUUGGAAGCUUGGGAGAUGACAACACAAAGGCAUUUGUAUCAGGCGUUACAGUGGAUGGUGCUAAGCUUUCCGGCACGGACAAUGGAGUUAGAAUCAAAACUUACCAGGGAGGAUCAGGAACUGCUAGCAACAUUGUCUUUCAGAACAUAGAGAUGGAGAAUGUGAAGAAUCCGAUCAUAAUCGACCAAGAAUAUUGUGACAAGAGCAAAUGCACUUCGCAGAAAUCUGCGGUCCAAGUGAAGAACGUGGUGUACCGGAACAUAAGCGGCACAAGCGCGUCGGACAUGGCAAUAACAUUUAAUUGCAGCAAGAACUAUCCAUGCCAAGGCAUUGUGCUUGACAAAGUGAACAUUAAGGGAGGGAAAGCAACUUGCAGCAAUGCUAAUAUCAUUGAUAAAGGAGCUGUUUUGCCUCAAUGCAACUCCAUUUAAUUUAUAUUAGAUCCAUCAAACACAUAUAUAGAUUACAAAAGUAUACAAAAAUAUGAUAUAUAGAUACUUGUGGAUAUAUACAUAAACAAUGAUUUGAAAAGAUAUUGUUUA